This is a messenger RNA of Vigna angularis (adzuki bean), 1688 nucleotides long. Its product is annotated as flavonol 7-O-beta-glucosyltransferase UGT74F1. The transcript has 2 exons. The record is from RefSeq and is a predicted model, not a curated record. Bases 140 to 1519 code for a protein of 459 amino acids. NCBI's taxonomy places the organism in Eukaryota, Viridiplantae, Streptophyta, Magnoliopsida, Fabales, Fabaceae. Gene Ontology annotation, molecular function: UDP-glycosyltransferase activity.
CGAUUGGUACACGUGUGAGAGGAGCUGGUGUGAAGUGGAUUGAUGCAAGAAAGAAAGAAAAUAAGAAUUCAUUGGAACUGAUCAUCGUCGUCAUCGUUAUCACUUCCAUUGUUGUGAGCAUAGGAAGAAGAAAGAAGAAAUGGAAGAGAAAGUGAGUGGUCGUAAUCAUGUGUUAGUGGUUCCAUACCCAAGCCAGGGCCACAUCAAUCCGAUGCUACAAUUCAGCAAACGCUUGUGUUCGAAAGGACUGAGAGUGACCAUGCUCACGACCGUUUUCAUUUCCAACUCCAUGCAUCUUCAAUCUUCAUCCUUGUUAGGCAGCGUUCAACUUGAUUUCAUAUCAGAUGGGUAUGACGAAGGUGGAUUUGCUGAAGCUGUUUCUAUAGAAAGCUAUUUGUCACGCAUGGAAGAAGUGGGGUCAAAAAGCUUGAGGGAACUUAUAAAGAAAUACAAUGGUUGUGAUGAGGGUAUAGAUUGUGUGGUGUAUGACCCUUUGGUGAUAUGGGUGUUGGAUGUGGCGAAGGAAUUUGGGUUAUUGGGAGCUGCUUUUUUCACUCAAAUGUGUGCUGUGAAUUUGAUAUAUUACCAUGUCUACCAUGGACUUAUCAAGGUUCCUAUUUCAUCACCAAUCUCUAUUCCAGGGCUUCCUUUGCUUCAUCCCAGAGAUGCACCACCCUUUGUUUGUAACCCUUCCUUCUAUCCAGCUUACUUUCAGUUGGUCAUUAAUCAGUUUUCUAACAUUCACAAAGCAGAUCUACUUCUUGUCAACUCCUUCUACAAGCUGGAGGACCAGGUGGUGGAUUCGAUGUCAAAGGUAUGUCCAGUAUUGACAAUUGGGCCAACAGUUCCAUCCUUUCACUUGGACAAGGCAAUCCCAGACGACACAGACAACGUUCUAAAUCUGUUCGAGUUAGACUCAUCACCGAUUACAUGGCUCAAACAAAAGCCUCCACAGUCAGUUAUCUACAUAUCAUUUGGCAGCAUGGUUUGCUUCAGCUCACACCAGAUGGAGGAAAUUGCAUUUGCCCUAAUGGCAACUGGUUUCAACUUCUUGUGGGUCAUCCCUGAUUUCAAUACAAAGAAUCUCUCAGAGGAAAUGGGGAAGAAAAUCGAUGCAUGUGGAAGGGGUUUGAUAGUUAAUUGGGCACCCCAAUUGGAAGUUCUGUCAAACCAUGCUGUUGGUUGCUUUUUCACACACUGUGGAUGGAAUUCAACGCUUGAAGCACUGUGCUUGGGAGUGCCAAUGGUUGCUCUUCCACAGUGGACUGAUCAACCCACCGAUGCAAAAUUUGUUCAGGAUGUGUGGAAAGUGGGAAUCAGACUGAAGGAAGAUGAGAAUGGGAUUGUCACAAGAGAAGAGAUUCAGAAUUCCAUUAGGGUUGUUAUGGAGAAGGAGCUUGGAAGACAAAUGAGGAUUAAUGCUAAGAAAUGGAAGGAAUUGGCUAUUGAAGCAGUCACUCAAGGUGGCACUUCAGAUCACAACAUCAAUCUAUUCAUAAAGCAUCUCAAAAAAUCUUAAACUUUCACUUUAAUAAGGUAGUUUUUCGAAUUUCUUUUUCUAUCUGAAAAUUUCUGUUUUUCUUUUAUCUGAUUGCUUGAUAUUAUAUUGGAUUAUCUCACUAUAUAACAACAUUAUGUAAUUGUAGCAAACAGCAAUUCAGUGUUAUGCUAAGGAUGGUAUUUUAAAA